AUGUCUGGCGUACAGAAUACAACAGGAUCUCCUAACGGUCUGACCAAUUCGAGUACUUUGGUUUCAUUUACGGAGGGCGUCGAUGACAUCGUCCCGUCGAGUCCCUACUCUCCCGACGUUAUUAUAAUAUUAUCAGUCAUCGUAGGAGUAAUUAUCUUCAUAACGGUCUUUGGUAAUCUUCUCGUCGUCGCGGCGUUUUUUACGACUCCGAAACUCCGCACUUACAACAACUAUUUCAUCCUGGGUCUCGCCAUCGCCGACCUGCUUGUUGGUGCGGUCGACAUGCCCCUGUUAGCCAUCGUCAUCAUCAUGGGACAAUGGCCGUUCGGCGAGGUCUUCUGCGACAUCUUCACCUUUCUCGAUCACGCUUUCACUCAUACCAGUGUGCUCCUUGUCGCCCUAAUCAGCCUCGAUCGUUGCGUCGCUGUCUCCGCUCCCUUUUGGCAUCGUCAACACUGGCGACGACGCCCCCGGGCGAUCCUCAUCAUCGCCAUCGGCUACAUUAUCCCCGUCAUCAUCUGGCUGCCAGUGACGACUCUUUGGCAGAUCAUCCACGGGAACGAACAGCGACCCUUUCCCAAAGACGUCUGCGAACCUUUGUACUUUCAAAGCGUCGUCGCUGGGUUCGUUCUCCCCGUCGCGUACUUCUUCAUCCCGUUCGUUUUAACCGCCGUUCUCUGCGCCAGAAUCUACAUCGUCAUCAGAAAAUUCUACGAGGGGCGGAAAAAACUGAGACUUGCAUUGGGAAUCAUGCAGCCGACUACCUCUGUAGAGCUACCGAAUGACCUCGGAACUCGUGCACCAACGACAUCGGUUUCCGUCUCUACGAAGACGGGUGAUGUUGGUAAGGAAGAGAACGCCAAAGACAACAAAAAGAAAGAAAUAGGUACAGAGAGCAUGAAAGGCGUGCGUAUCUUGACUUUCAUUGUCACUGCGAUGUGGAUUGCCUGGUUUCCAUCAGUCAUCGUUGCCGUGACGUCACCUUUUUGCCAAACAUGUGUGCCAAGUAUCAUCUAUUCGGAAAACAUUUUGUUAUUUGAUAUUGAUAGCCUGAUCAACCCGAUUUGUUACGCUCUUGCAGACGAGGCUUUCAAGGAUGGGUUCACACGGAUCCUGACCUUCAGAUGUCUCCAGGGUAACAGGAACCUGCCUACUCUUAGAGCCGGCGACUUCUAG
Molecule: messenger RNA, 1176 nt
Organism: Strongylocentrotus purpuratus (purple sea urchin)
Lineage: Eukaryota; Metazoa; Echinodermata; Echinoidea; Camarodonta; Strongylocentrotidae
Product: muscarinic acetylcholine receptor M3-like
Exons: 4
Coding region: 1-1176 (391 amino acids)
Biological process (GO): adenylate cyclase-inhibiting G protein-coupled acetylcholine receptor signaling pathway; G protein-coupled receptor signaling pathway, coupled to cyclic nucleotide second messenger; chemical synaptic transmission
Cellular component (GO): dendrite; synapse; membrane
Molecular function (GO): G protein-coupled acetylcholine receptor activity; G protein-coupled serotonin receptor activity
Source: RefSeq, a predicted model, not a curated record